GUGGAAAUAUGUGUGAUAUUUGUUCAGAUUUUCAACAGCUAUUGGAGUCGUACGAGGCAAGAAUUACCAGUAAUGAUGCCAAACAUUCAAUAAUUUAUAAAAGUGAAAUAGAAACAGCCUUUGGUUACAUACAGGCAUGGCCACAACGGCAAUGUAUGUGUCUAUAUCGGGACACGAAAAAUUUCGAACGUUUCAAUUUACUCAUACAAUCGAUGAUCUGUCUGGCUGUACAUCAUCUGAAACACAUUAAACGUUUAAUUGAGGAUUAUAAGAAAAUAACCGCGCAUGCAGCAGUAGCAACUCAAGCAUCAUCAUCGUCGGCACACAGUCAACAAUCACCCAGCGCAACAUCAAGUUCCGAUGGCCAAUCUAAAGAGGAUGAAAAACACAACACAAGUGCAAGUCAAAAGAAGCAGGAGGAACAGGAAGGAGACCCAAAGGAUUCGAGUAGUGGCAGCACACAGAAGCAAUUAAAUAUCGAAUCAACAGAAUCAAGUGACAAGAAAGUAGAGGGAAAUUCCAAUGAAAAAUCAGACGAUAGCUCAAAUGUGGAUGAAAAGAAGCCUCAGGCCGGAAAAACAUCCAGUGAUUCGGCGGCACAACAGGGUGGAACAGGCGAUAAAACCCACACCACCACUCCACAAUCAUCGUCCUCAUUAUCCCCCUCAUCAUCCGUCGCCGCAUCAACAGUAUCACAGCACACCGAAGAACCUUGGAUAUUACCCGAAGUGGAAAAAUUACUACUUCUCGUAUCGAAAAUCUUCUUGCUCAACUUUCCUUUAUAUAUAGCCUAUAAGCAUAGUACCCAUGCCCGGCUGGAUGAUAUAUCCGCGGAGGAGGCCCAACAUUUGGCCAUAUUUUGUGAUCUACAUGAUAAUGAAAUACCCGUACAUUUGCUACGCAACACAACACUGUUUUGUAACUCAAAUGGGUUUGCAGCAAUGAAGCUAUGCUUCGAUCAACCCGACUUGCCCGUGACCACAGCACAUGCCAUUACCGCCACUGUCUCGAAUAUAAAACUUUGGUUACAUUACGGUUGCAUCGUUCAGCUGUAUGUACCGCUAAGGAGUAAAAUUCUACAAUAUAUGUGCAAGCUGUCCGAUCAAAAUUUACGAACAGCUGCCACCAGGGCAAUGGCUGAUUUUGUGUGGUCAGCUGUUAGAGAUCCCUUGGAUGCUUCGGUUAGUUUUGAUGUUGAAGGUCUGGCAUUGGCCUUUAAAUAUUUCACCUCAACCACAUUGACAAUGAGAUUGGCGGGUAUUACCCAAAUCAAUGCCCACAUAAAUAUAUUUGGUGAAAUCGAAACGGUUGGAGAAUUUGAGGUUGUGGCCCAAAAGAUUGCCAAUUGGUUAACCGAAAAUCAAAUCAUUCAACAUUUAUUUGGCCCCAAUUUGCAUGUGGAAGUGCUAAAACAGGCCCACAUUGUUUUGAAUUUCCUGGCGGUGGAAAAUCAAAUCACCGAGGAGCACAUUAAGCUAAUAUGGCAGGCCACACAACAACUUAAACAUUGUUCAAAGGCAAUUUUCGAUAUCCUGCCAUCGUUGGUAAAGAAUUUGGCACCAAAACCCGCCAUGUAUUUGUAUACGCUUUUGUGUCGCAUGGAUCCCAAAGAACACACUGAACAAAGUAUUUAUAUUGCAUCGGCCUUGACGAAGUUAAUAUGGUCGCGUGAUAGUGCCCAGUUGAGUUUGGAGGAGGAGCUAAUGGCGGCCAAUGCCACUGCCACCAGUUCGGAUAGUGGCAGCAUGGACGGCAGUAAUUCGGAUGAGGGUAAUGGUGAUGACAGCAGUUUGGCUAGUGCUCGAAAAAGUCCCAUUGAUAUUGAGAAUGUAUGCUCAUCGGAUACGGGUGUUACCCCCUGUAAACAGGCCAGACGCAGGCGUCAAAUGCCAAUAAUACCAUUGGGAAAAAUUGGCAAGGAUAUUACCGAGGACGAUAUUAAAGUUAUCAAAUCGAAAACUGAUAUGAAAAUGAAAAAUCAUCGCAUUGUAAAUAUCAUUGAUAAUUCCAGCAGUGAAGAUGACAUGACACAGGGAUCUCUGAACAUAACCUUACAUCGCAAAAAAUCUCGCAAACGAACACGCAAAAACAAUAGCAAUAUGCCACUGACCCGUUUGGCAUAUGAAAUUGUCGAAGCCAUUUGUGAUGGUGGCGAAGAUGAUGCCUCCAGUGAUGAUGGCGAUGAAGGUGAUGAUCCCGAGGCUGAAUUACUUAAUGACAGCGAUGAUUGCAGUGACAAUGGCCAAGUGCCGGGCGCCGUUUUAAGCCAUUUACAUGGUGGCGGCCCCUAUAUACGAGCCAUUGCCGAUUCUCAACUGUGUGAAUUGGUUAGUGGCCCAGAAAAUUCCCAACUUUGUGAAUUGGUUAGUGGACCCGAAAAUGAAGGUAGCUAUUCAUCGCCGAUGAGCAAUAAAUCCGAAAAAAAUCUAGCUGAUUUCGAUGAUGAAGAUGUUUCGCCAUGCGAAGAGGAGAUAGCUCAAUUGGUGAGUUCUCAUGCCCAGAGGGUUUCACAUAAUUGUAUGCCACCAGCAUUGGCUGCGGCAGCCGCGGCAAUGGCUGCCGCUCACACAGCAAUGUCUAUGCAAAAGAAUGAUGCAAAUGUAGCUGCCGCAGCAGCGGCUGUGGCCGUGGCAGCAGUUGCAACGGGUAAUGCGCAGCAAUCAUUGUUGGCGAUGCAACAACAGGCAAAUGCUGCAGCAAUGGCAAAGGCAGUGACGGCUGGUCUCAAUACAAAUGCAGCAGCAGCCAAUAAACACAGUAAUAAUGAUGGGGACAUGGAUAUGUCGAAGGAGUGUAAUAAAAUAGCCUUAUCCUCGUCCAUAUCACCACAACAGCCAACAUUUAAAAUCAAUGAUGUUUGCCAGCCGGGUAAUACUUUACUGUGGGAUUUAUUGCAGGAUGAUAAAAUUGGUCAACUUGGUGAAUCAUUAGCCCUGGAGGCUGAAAAGGCAUUAGCCACUCUGUUGUGUUUCAGCAAUGAUCGUCAUUUGCGUACCAAGUUCAUUGAGGGUUGUCUACAAAAUCUUGCAAAUAAUCGUAGUGUGAUUGUUUCGCUGCGAUUGCUACCCAAGCUAUUUGCAUCAUUUCAACAAUUUCGUCCAUCCGAUACACAUCAGGUGACAAUGUGGGCAGAACGGCAACAUCGUAUGAUGUAUCAUUUCUUCAAUAACAUCAAAUAUUAUGCCAAGCGGCAUAUGGAAUAUUUGGUGGCCAAAGCCACGGGCAACGAGCCAGCAGCAGCCGCCGCUUCAAAUGAAUUGUCAUUGUAUUCGCACAAGACACAGGUGUCGGUGCGACUACAGUUUUUAUCAUCGAUAUUUUCAUCAAUGGGUUCACCAAAGACUUUUCGUUUAAGUCUCGAACAAGUGGAUGCCCUGUGGGAGUGGUUAGCUCAUGAUGCCGAUUGUUCGGAUUGCUAUUUCUCUUGGCUGCAGAGUCAAGCCAAGGGUGGCGAUCAACAUGCCUUGGGUUUGGAUGCCCUGCAGCAUUUAUAUCUAAAGAAAUUACCCGAACUGAGACCCGAAGAUUUUUCCAUGGUCGCCUUGGGAUUGUUUCAACAACUGUGUAGUUUGGCACGAAUGGCAAUAGCCCACUAUGAAAAACAAAUGGAUGCCAUAUCAACAAAUUCCUCAAAUAUUGUGGGUAUGUUUCAUCUCUGGAAGAUUGCCUUGAGGGCCCACACAUCGGAGGUGUCAUUGGCGGCCAUCCAAUACAUAAAUAUGUAUUAUAUGGGUCAACAGCUUAGACUGGAAAAGGAAUUUGUAUCACAGUGCAUGGAACAUUUGACACAGGCUGCCAAUGCAUUGGAAUGCAACAAUGAAGAUGAAAAUGCCUUGAUGUGCGUCCAGCGUGGUCUAAUGCUGCUCAAUACCCAUUUGGAUACAUUUCGUCGUCGUUAUGCUUUCCAUUUAAGACGUUGGGCCAUUGAGGGACAAGGUAUUGGCUCACAUAGUAAUUUAAAAAAUGAAGGUUCCGGUCCAGCCAUACGUAUAAUAUUGCAACCAGCUGGUCUGUCGGAAAAAUCUAUAUUACACAUGCAUGCUUGUGAUUUAAUAGCCGAUCUGAAAGCCGAAAUAUCCAAAUGGUGGGAAAAUCUACAAGGUACUUCGAAUUCGGGAGUAUCUGCACCGGUAUUGGGACUCUUACUAAGUGAAGGACCCUUGCGGAUAAUAACCCAAGGCCAGGAGUUAUCAUCGGAGUAUGAUGAAAGGACAUUGGGUGAUGCUGGUUUUAAAGAUAAUCAGAUUGUGUUCGUAUCCUUGGGAGGUCGUGGUGCACGCCGCAAAGAGACAAAUAUCGAUCACCCCUCAAUGCAACCACCACCGCCCAAAGAAUGUUUACCCACAGUAUUAUUGUUACAGCCAAAAUAUUUCGAGAAACUUUUCUCAUUGAUGCAAACAUUGGGCGAUAUGAAACCACAACCGAAUAAUUUACAGUUACAUACCAAGGCCCAGAUACUAUCACGUCGCGUCUGGGAUAUUUUAGCCAUACUGCCAACAAAUCCAACAAUAUUGGAUGCAUUCAAGGGGUUGGCUAGUGACCUAACGGAAUGUGAUCAAUACGACAGCGGUCAGGAAGCGGAGAAGAAGGAAAACAAACACAAAGAAAUUAAACAGAAACUGUGUGAUUUAUUGGAUCCCAGUAAUUUACAGAAAUUUAUGUAUUCGCUACAUAUCGUGGAGAGUUUGGCACUGCAUAGCGUAUUCCAACAACGUGGUGGUGCGCCGUGUUGUGGCGGGGUAAAUGGUAAUAUUAUAAGCGUCGAAUCAAGUCGAGGUGGUGUCUCAAAAUCAAAGAAGACCAGCAGCUCCAGAAGACGUAACAGUAUUGAAAGUCCUCACAGUAAUACAAAUAACAAAGAUCAAGAUGGCGAUUCACCCAAAGCCAUGAGUAGUGAUGAACGAGAUAAUUCAGAUAUGGCUGCGACGGCGGUACAAAAAGAAGCAGGUGGUGGAGGAAAUUCAUCAAUGAUUUCAUCAAUGAACACCCCUGAAAGUGAACAUCACACAUCGUCGGGUAAUCAUGUAACGACAAGUGAUAAAGAACCUAGUAGUCCGAUAAAACAUAUGUCGAAAAAGGCUAAGAAAACGGAAUGUACUGCCGCCUCCUCCACCGCAUCAUCGUCAUCUGCUGGUGGACUAAUGGAAACUUCCGAUAAUAAAUGGAGUGAAAUAUUUAUACGAAGUGGUGGUCUAAAACAUCUCUAUGAUAUCUUUAUAUCGGGUCAAUUACAACAAAGCUCUUAUCCCAAAGAGCUAUUAAAUGAAUGGCGCCAUGACUGUUUGGCUAGUCUUUUGCGCAUAUUGUGGUUGCUGGGCUUUGAAGAGGAUUACCAUGAGGAUAUGUUGGUCUCCAUAUCGAAACCCAAAGAAUUUAUGCUCGAAAUGAUGUCGGUGGAUUCAUGUUUGCGACGCCUUUCCUCAAUUCUGAAUGAUGAGGCGUAUAGCAAUUAUUUGGCUACCACAUCCAGUUAUCAAUAUCACCAUUUGAGAACCGGAUUCUGGGGCCGGGCACAAGUUGUACAAUUUGCUAUGAAUAUUAUGGUCAGUUUUGUCCACGCCUCCGCUGAGGCGCGAAAAUCGUUAUGGACCCAUGCCGAAUACUGUAACUGGGUUCAAAAAUUCAUACUCGAGGAUCCUGAGCCAGCGGUGAGGCGUGAAAUAUGCGCCGGCCUUUAUCGUAUUUGUUUGGGUAAUUCCCAAAGCUAUCAACUGCUAUUGGCUCCGUUGCUAAGGAAAUUGAUAUCCUUUUUGCCGGUGGCAGAGAAGAUGACUUCCUACAAUCAUCACAAUCCCUAUAUGCUGACCGACGAUGGCAAGGAACCUUAUGGACCGGCAUGUCGUGAUUAUUUUUGGCUAUUGGCCCGUCUGGUGGAUACCCUAUCACCUGAGAUGGUUAAAUCCUCUUUGGAGUCAUCUUCAUUCAACGGAGAUGCCAUUGAUGUUGAAAAAUUAUGCCAGUCCGUGGCCCAGAGUAUUCUGACACGUGAAUUCUAUGAAACACGUUAUGGAAUGCAGGAUGAUGGCCUGGUUGGUCUCAUCAAUCUCAUGUCGAAUUUAGUAAAAUAUGAUCCCACCUUUAAGUUUAGUCCUCAAGCUGUACAAUUCAUAGAGAAAAUAUUUGAAUUUCUUUUCGAUAUGCCAUCGCCGAAUAAUCGUCAGAAACCGAAGUGUAAAUCGGCCACUUCUCGGGCAGCGGCAUAUGAUCUGUUGGUAGAGCUGUGUAAGAAUUGCCCCAAAAACUAUACCUUCCUGCAUCAGAAACUGCUGGCUCAACAUACACCGGGACCAAAACCCCCUUAUCCAUGGGAUUAUUGGCCCCGUGAUGAAGGCCGAUCCGAGUGUGGUUAUGUGGGUCUAACGAAUUUGGGUGCCACCUGUUAUAUGGCUUCAUGUAUACAACAUCUCUACAUGAUGCCUCAGGCUAGAGCAGCUGUGCUGCGUGUACCACCUGGCAAGGCCCAAAAACAUGCCCCCACCCUGCUCGAGUUGCAACGUAUGUUUGCCUAUCUCUUGGAAUCCGAACGCAAAGCCUAUAAUCCACGUUCAUUUUGUCGUGUCUAUCAAAUGGACCAUCAACCGCUGAACACCGGCGAACAAAAAGAUAUGGCAGAAUUCUUUAUUGAUCUUGUCUCGAAACUGGAGGAGAUGACUCCCGAUCUUAAGGAUUUAGUUAAGCGACUAUUUUGUGGUACUUUAAGUAAUAAUGUCGUUUCAUUGGACUGUGAUCAUGUCUCAAGGACAGCUGAAGAGUUUUAUACGGUACGUUGUCAGGUUGCCGAUAUGCGUAAUCUGCAAGAAUCUUUAGAUGAGGUAACGGUCAAAGACACGCUCGAGGGUGAUAAUAUGUACACAUGUUCGCAAUGCGGCAAAAAGGUUAGGGCCGAGAAGAGGGCAUGUUUUAAGAAAUUGCCACAGAUUUUGUGUUUCAACACGAUGCGUUACACCUUCAAUAUGGUGACAAUGUUAAAGGAGAAAGUCAAUACGCAUUUUUCGUUUCCCAUGCGUUUGAAUAUGUCGGACUAUGUGGAAAAAACUCUAAUGCCACAUCAGUAUAAAGAGGAUCGUGAAAAAAGGAAAGCCGAAGGAAACUCCAACGAUUUGGAAGAUGAUUUAGAGGAAUGUUUAGAAUAUGAACUUGUUGGUGUUACCGUUCACACCGGUACAGCUGAUGGUGGUCAUUAUUAUAGCUUCAUUAAGGAACGCAACAAAUCGGCAAUGCAACAUGAUCGUUGGUUCCUUUUCAAUGAUGCUGAAGUGAAGCCGUUUGAUCCAUCACAGAUUGCUGCGGAAUGUUUUGGUGGAGAAAUGACGAGCAAAACAUACGAUUCGGUGACAGAAAAAUAUUUAGAUUUUAGUUUUGAGAAAACUAAUUCAGCCUAUAUGUUAUUCUAUGAGCGAAGAUUGCCGGAUCACUUGAAAGAGAAGCAUGCUCAUCUAUUGGCUUCACCGCCAACUAUAACAAGUCCCACAAAGAAACACGAAAACACAGGCGAUGUAGCCGUUAACGAAGAAAAGGGAAAUAAAACACCAAUUGAUGGAAAACAAAAUGAAGAAGAUUCUUCGAAAAUGGAAGUUUUGCCCGAUACUGGUACUAAGGCUGCAGAUAAAAAUAAAUGUGAUAGUAGUAAUACAACGGAAGAAAAGGAAACGGAGACACCAUCCACAUCAUCAGCAUCCUCAUCGUCAGUUGCAGUAUCAUCGUGCACAUCAAGCUCAUUGCUGCCACCAAACAGUAAAGCAAAUGAUCAUUUUAUAAGACCACAACUGAGCAAAGAAUUAGAAGACUGGAUAUGGCAAGAUAAUAGACAAUUUCUACAAGAUCGCAAUAUAUUCGAACAUACAUAUUUUAAUUUCAUGUGGCAAAUUUGUGGUCACAUACCACAAACAUUGAUAGCCCAGCAGGAUGUCACUUGUAUGGCUGCCAAAUUAUCUGUAUCAUUUUUCAUUGAAACAUUUAUACAUGCCAAAGAAAAGCCAACAAUGGUACCUUGGGUGGAACUGUUGACAAAACAAUUUAAUGCCAGCCAAGAGGCUUGUGAAUGGUUUUUGACGCACAUGUCAAUGGAACCAUGGUGGCCAGUACAAGUAUUAAUUCAAUGUCCCAAUCAAAUGGUCCGACAAAUGUUUCAACGUUUGGUUAUACAUGUUAUUCAAAGACUGCGUGCCUCUCAUUGCCAUUUAUAUUUAAAAACCGAAUCGGAUGUGGAUGACAAAGAGGUUAUUGGAACAGCUUCGUGUGUUACACGUUUCAUCAGUUCAUUGACCAUACUCAUGGAGCAUGGUGCUAAAGCUCAUUUACGUAAUCUAUCGGAGUUUUUCGGUUUGUUGUUUGAAUUCUCGCGCAUGGGUGAUGAGGAAACAUUGUUCCUGCUGCGAAUUGGCGUUAUAAAGAGCGUCGCCGAUUUCUAUUUGGGAAAUAAGACUCAUGAUAAUCUUGAAGUUGGCUCCGAUAAUGACGAUAAUUCAUCGGAUGAAGCUUUAUCGGUGGAUAAAACAAGACCUGCAUCGUUGGAUAAAAUGAUUGCUUUGGUGGCCAGUUUAGUUGAACGAUCAAGGGGACCAGAUUUGCGUUUGAAAUUAUCACCGAAAGACUAUAAUGCCAUUGCUGGUGGAAAGGGUUUCCCAUUUCUAUAUCAACAAAUUAAGGAUAACAUAAAUCCACAUCAGACACGACAUUUAAUACAUGCCCUUUGUCGUUGGGAUGAACGUUUAGCCAAUCAAAUUAUCACAAUGCUAUUUUCAUCGGUUACCAAACAUACCGAACUAUGUGGCCCUUUCUUCAAACUGCUAACAUUGCUAACAGAAACGCAGGGAGGACCUUCAGGACUACCAUGCUUUUCACAAUUGGUUUUGCAACGGGUCUGGGAUGCAGCAGAAUAUUGUCCACAAUCGGCAUUGGAUUGGUUGGCUUUUCAGGCGCCCAAAAAUAAAAUCGCCCAUGCAUGGAUAUUACAAUCGGCCGACACAUGGGUGGAACAAUAUCUCUUGGCCCAUCACAAUUCAAGAGUUCGUAAUGCUGCUGCUUAUUUACUGGUCUCACUGGUACCAUCACAACCAUUUAGGGCUAAUUUCCGUAUACAUUCAUUGCACAAAUUAUCAUCGUCUUCAUCAUCUCAUAUAUAUCGCGAACUUAACAACGAUGCUCAAAUAAUUCUACACAAUAUUAUUAAUUUGCUGUUGCGUCUAUUGCGUCCAGCCAGGGCCUAUGCCGAUAUUGGUGUACAUGGUACAACAAAAUUAACUUCUUACUUUAGCCUUUUGGCAUAUUGUAUGGCAUCGAAGACUGAGAAACUUAUGAUGGGUCCCUACAUGCGUGCCCUGUGGGAUCUAUUUCAUCCACGUUUAUCAGAGCCAAGUGUACCAGCUCAUCAUAACAAACAUGCUCUGUUAGCAUUUUGGCAUCACACCAUUGUCGAUUGUCCCGAAAAUGCCCUGAUUGUUGCCAAUUGUCCAGAAAUCACAAGAAAUAUAGCAUUUAAUUAUAUAUUAGCUGAUCAUGACGAUUCGGAAAUUGUGGCCUAUAAUCGUGCCAUGCUGCCAGCCUAUUAUGGUCUAUUGCGUUUGUGUUGUGAACAAAGUCGUAGUCUAACGCGUCAACUGGCGGCUCAUCAAAAUCUGCAAUGGGCAUUUAAAAAUAUUACACCGCAUCCGACACAGUAUGCCGCCGCUGUCGAUGAGUUGUUUAAAUUGAUGACCCUAUUUGCCACACGUCACAUGGAUGCCAGUGAUCAGGAAAAACAUGAAGUCACUACAUUCCGUCGUACAACAUUGUCAGCUUAUUUGACGGGCCUGGAUGCAAGGGUGUCAUGGGGCACAUUGAUCAAUGCUUUUCGAAUAUUGGUUGACAAUGAAGAAGAUCGUCUCCUGGUCAUAUAUAACGGCGGCUUGGAGAUGUGCUUCGAAGCAUUGCACACAUUACAUUCCAUGCAUCACGAGGCCACGGCUUGUCACGUUUCGGGCGAUCUACAGGAAUUGCUGAGUGAAAUGGUUCUACUCUUGAGUACAUUGCGUUUAAGUACACGUCUCGACAGCAAUGCCAGCAAGAAGCAGCAACAACAGUUGGAACAACAGGUACAACAAUUGCAGGCGCAACAUCAGCAACUUUUGCAAAAACAACAGGAGCAAUUAAAACAGCAGCAGCAGUCUCAACAACAAUCGCAACAGUCGUCGCCACAACAAUCGCAACAGCAGCAAAAAGAAAAACAAUUACAACAACAGAUGCAACAAAUACAGCUACAACAAAUGCAACAACAAUUACAGCAGCAGCAUUUCUUGCGACAACAUCAACAACAUACCGCUCUCUUAAAAGGUCUACCGGACGCCGUUAAACGUUUGGCUACAUUCUUAAAUACCUAUAGCCCACCUGAAUUGUGUUGCCUAGCAUUGGAUGUCCUUAAAGAGUUGGUGCGCAAUCCCAAUUUGGAUGUUACCAGUAUUUUGGCACCGAUUUUACUCAAUUGUCAUAUGUCGGCGGCCAGUGCGCCAAAUGCCAUUGGUCCCUUGGGACCAUAUUUUCCAAGAAGAGGCGGCGGCAAGACAACAUGGCCCACAAUGGCCAAGAAUAUGCCACGACCACCCAGACCAAUGGUACAAAUGUGUAUUCCACAUAGUGAGCUGUUACAUCGUGGUGUCGAUUUUGCAUAUGAUGCCCAAGUGGAGGCAUUCUAUCGACCGUAUCAUGAUUUUUUGGAUGUUAUGAUGCGAAUGGCUGUAAAUACAAAUCAAUUGAAUGACACAUUGGUUAGGUUGAGUUGUUUGGCGGCGAUUGAAGCAGCACCGUUGGGUUUUAAUUAUUUCCCGAAAUUUUGGGUUGGCAUUUAUAAUAAUAAGAGUACGAAUAAAUACGCGGAGCUAUUGCUAAAUACUCAAUACUUAGUGGAAUAUAUCCACAUUAUUUUACGCGAUUGUCGUGUUUCAUUAAGUGAUCAAUAUAUUCGAGGAUUUUUGGAAAUUUAUUAUCCAAAGGUUUCUUCCCAGCUACCCAUUGCCCGUCUCUUGUACUCAAUUAGCUAUUCCAUGCAUUCGAAAGAAGAUCUGGACGAUUUAUGCGGCGAUCUAUUUGCCAUAAGGGUAUUUGCCCAAUGCACGGGUAUACCAGCAUCGGUACGCAAACAGCUAAGAGGAUCUUUAAAGGCUUUAUUAUAUAAAAGCGCCCGUUAUCAAGAAAUGGCUGAAGAUGAAUUAUUCCCAAAUAAAAAGUUGAAAUUAGACAACGACGAUGAUAAAGAUAAUAAAAAGGAAUUGAAUAAGACAACAACAACAAAUGAACAGCAGUCGAGUAAAAAGCAAUCAUGUAAUGACACCACAACGACGCAUGACGAAGACAAACGAAGGCAUACUGAUGAUGAUGCUGAUGCUGAAAAAACUGCCACAAAACCUAAAGAAGAAGUAGAAGAUAGUUUUAAGAUGACGAAAGAGGAAGAAGAAACGUUAAAGAGAUGUUUAAUCGGAGACAACGACAAUGAAGAAGCUAAGAAGAAACCUAAAAUAUCUACAGACGAAACAGAAAAGGAAACCACCAACCCCACUAUCACCACAACGGACACCAGUACUAAUAAAACGGAUAUUAAAGAAAAUGAUAAACAUAAGGAGGCUAUUAAAUCACCUGUUAAGGAAACUAAAGAAUCAACAAAAACUUGUCUCUUGGAGACACCCUCAACAUCAGCGGCCGCGGCGGCUGCUGCAUUAAAUUCCGCUACUUAUGGCAACACAAAGAAAACUGCCGAUGAACGUUUAAUGGAUGAACAUGAGAAACGCAUAAAACUAUUGCUAACCAUGGAGACUUAUAUUAAGAGUAUACUGAUUUUAAUGCAAAAGGAGGAGAGUAAUUCUCCAAAUGCUACUGCGGCGGCGGCGGCUGGGAAUCAAAGUAUGCUCGAUGAGACCAUGGAAAGUGAACAGAAUACAACACCCAUACCGGAAAGCAGUGAUGAAGGUGGCGGUGGCUGUAACAACAACAAUUCCCAAGGCAGUGCCUUUAAUUGUAAUUCCACCACCAACAGCAGUAGUAAUAACAACACAACCAAUUCGCCGGAAAAUCAAAAGGAAUCGAAAACUCAUGGUGAUGAUGAUGAGGAGGAGGACAUGCCCAUGAAGGAUGCUGAUAAUGACAAAAAUAACAAAAAACAAGAGGAAAAGCCUGAACCAACUCAAUCAAAUGAUAAUGAUACACAAAUACAACAGCAACAACAAAGCCUUUAUCAGACCCUGACACACACAAGCAUAACAUUGGAGAACAGCAAAUACUAUAAACCAAAAUUACAGUAA
Musca vetustissima is the source of this 12269-nucleotide messenger RNA. It is a transcript of the gene puf, whose product is annotated as ubiquitin carboxyl-terminal hydrolase puf. The transcript has 27 exons. Gene Ontology annotation, cellular component: cytosol; nucleus. The record is from RefSeq and is a predicted model, not a curated record. Bases 9 to 12269 code for a protein of 4086 amino acids. Gene Ontology annotation, biological process: protein deubiquitination. Lineage: Eukaryota; Metazoa; Arthropoda; Insecta; Diptera; Muscidae. Gene Ontology annotation, molecular function: cysteine-type endopeptidase activity; cysteine-type deubiquitinase activity.